Thunnus maccoyii (southern bluefin tuna) is the source of this 8869-nucleotide messenger RNA. It is a transcript of the gene col5a1, whose product is annotated as procollagen, type V, alpha 1. The record is from RefSeq and is a predicted model, not a curated record. NCBI's taxonomy places the organism in Eukaryota, Metazoa, Chordata, Actinopteri, Scombriformes, Scombridae. Gene Ontology annotation, molecular function: extracellular matrix structural constituent. The transcript is spliced from 66 exons. Bases 556 to 6510 code for a protein of 1984 amino acids.
UUUUCCCGCUUUGACCCACUCCUCUGGAAAUAGCGGAGUCUUUGCAGAAGAAUCCAGAGCGCAAGAAUUGUAGGCGUGAAACUUUCCCCUCAACUUUUUCCUCCCUCCCCCGGCCAAUAACAGGGCUGGCUCUAAUAUAUGGACUCCUCUGAUUUGCCUGAGCCUCCUGUCCGCGGAGUGACUGACAGCCUGGGGGAAAGACUUUUUUUGAGCGUUGCCCCGUUGGACUUGAAGGGGGCUCUACGUGACGACAGGAAAGAGGGGGCAACACUUCUGAUCGGAGGAGCAGCGGUGCAGGACAGUUCAGAAGAGCAGAGAGGAGAGGAGCAGUGCGGGAGAGACGGUGCCCAUCCGUCAACUAGCUGGAGGAACCCACACUAACAAACCCUUAUGGCUGCUUGAGAAAUAACGAUACACCCCCCCUCCCCCUUUUUUCUCUUUCUCUGGGACUUUUGGCUUUUAGUAUUGUCCUGACCAGAAGUUGUUGCAAGUCUAAUUAGUUUCUCCAAGUUGAAAAGUGAAUCCACUUGCUGUGGACCUCUCUGACUGGCGGUCAUGGAUACCCAUAUAAGAUGGAAAGUUAAACGGAGGAUAAGGGACGCCCAAAUCACUUUAGCAGUGAUUCUGCUUUUUGUCACAUCGCAAGCAAGUUCAGCGGAACCAGCAGACCUCUUGAAGAUUUUAGAUUUUCACAGUUUACCUGAGGGUGUUACAAGAACAACGGGUUUCUGCUCACAUAGAAGGUCAACACAAGGACCCGAUGUGGCUUACAGAGUAUCCAAACUCGCCCAACUCAGUGCCCCCACCAAACAGCUGUAUGGAGGUGAUACGUUCCCUGAGGACUUUUCCAUCUUGACCACAGUGAAGCCUCGGAAGGGCAACCACUCCUUCCUGUUGUCUGUGUACAACGAACAGGGCAUCCAGCAGCUCGGACUGGAAGUGGGUCGCUCUCCCAUGUUCCUGUACGAGGACCACACAGGCAAACCCAGCCCAGAGGACUACCCCCUCUUCAGAGGAGUCAAUCUAGCUGACGGAAAGUGGCAUCGAGUAGCCAUCAGUGUGCACAAGCAGACCAUCACCCUCAUUCUGGACUGUAAAAAGAAGACCACCCAGAAGUUGCUCCGAAGCCCCCACCCCAUCAUCGAUACCAAAGGAAUUAUAGUGUUUGGAACUAGAAUACUUGAUGAAGAAGUCUUUGAGGGAGACAUCCAGCAGCUAAUGAUUGUAGCAGACCAUCGUGCUGCCUAUGACUACUGUGAGCACUACAGCCCUGAUUGUGAAGUGCCAAUGCCGGAUCAGCCUCAGAACCAGGACCCCAACACAGACGAAUAUAACACAGAGGAGGACAGCUACUAUUAUGAAUACCCUUACUAUGAGGACUCGGAUGGCAAGCCUUAUGACGCAUCCCCUGAUGCUGAGGAAACAACCAGGAAAGAAAAGGUGACAGAUGGAGACAGUGUGGUGACCACAGUGGAGGAGGCGUUGAGGGGUAGUGGUACCGGCGGCAAAGUGUCCACCUCCAGCUCAUCCUCCUCUGGUGCAUCUUCCAGCUCAUCCAGCAGCUCUUCAGCGAGCUCUUCAGGUACUGCCACCGGUGGAGGGGAUGCCUACGGAGAGGACACCUCCCCUUACGACAGCUACGACACCUAUGGUAACUACGAGACCUACUACGACGAGUCUACAGCUGCACCUGAUGGUGACUCCUCUCGACGGGUCACCAUCACCAACGUUGGCACCGGGGGUAGGCUUGACAUGGGAGCAGUGGGGAAGAUUGACUUGGGUACGGGAACUGGAGUCGAAAGCAGGGUCGUCACCGGUGGAGAAGGAAGUUCAAUAACCAUCAUCGGCAAUAAAACAUCAGUUGGAAGUUCCUACGAUAACUACGAUGAUGGAUAUGAUUAUGGUGUGGACAGCACACAUUACACCGCUGGUGGAGGUGGCGGCGGCAGCAGCAGCAGCAGUACAGUUCAUAUUGGUGGUGGUGGAGGCGGCGGCAGCAGCAGUUCUACCAUUACCAUUGGGGGCGGAUCUGCUGGAGGUUCUGCAUCUGUCAGUGGUGGUGGUGGUAGUGGUUCUGCCUCUGCGGGAGGAUCUUCCUCCGCUGGAGGAGGAUCAGCAAGUGCUGGCGCCGGAGCCGGAGGGUCCAUUGCCACCGGAGCAGACCUGGGCGUGGAAGGCGAAGUGGACUACACUGAAGGGUUCAACGAGGAGCACAUCACAGACUAUGGCGAUUUAGACAUGUAUGGCUAUGACGAUUAUGAUGACAAAGGGGGCAAAGUGCUGCCUGCCGAGACCGAUGAGUACUAUGGACAGGUCGACGGAACUCGUGGCGAGAAGGGACAGAAGGGAGAGCCUGCUGUUAUUGAGCCUGGAAUGUUGGUGGAGGGUCCGCCUGGGCCUGAAGGGCCAACAGGUCUCCCUGGACCACCAGGUUCUUCUGGCCCACCAGGUGGCCCUGGAGAUACUGGAGAGAGGGGUCCUCCUGGUCGUCCUGGUCUUCCUGGUGCUGAUGGUCUGCCAGGACCCCCUGGAACUGUCCUGAUGCUGCCUUUCAGAUUCAGCGCCGGAGGUGACUCUGGACAAAAGGGACCUGCUGUAUCAGCACAGGAGGCCCAGAUGCAAGCCAUCAUGCAGCAGGCUAGGCUGGCCAUGCGCGGCCCUACAGGUCCAAUGGGUUUGACUGGCAGACCCGGCCCUCUGGGUCCUCCUGGUGUAGCUGGACUGAAGGGAGAGUCUGGAGAAGCUGGUCCUCAGGGACCACGUGGGCCUAUGGGAUCCACUGGACCCUCUGGAAAGCCUGGCAGAAGGGGUCGUUCUGGGUCUGAUGGUGCUAGGGGCAUGCCAGGACAGCCUGGACCCAAGGGAGACCGAGGGUUUGAUGGUCUUGCUGGACUUCCUGGUGAAAAAGGACACAGAGGUGAAUCUGGCCCUACUGGACCUCCUGGUGGCCCUGGAGAGGAUGGAGAGAGGGGAGAUGAUGGAGAGAUCGGACCCAGGGGACUUCCUGGUGAACCAGGGCCCCGUGGUUUGCUGGGACCAAAAGGACCUCAGGGACCUCCUGGACCCCCUGGCGUUACUGGAAUGGACGGCCACCCUGGACCCAAAGGAAACAUAGGACCUCAAGGUGAGCCAGGACCUCCUGGACAGCAAGGCAACCCAGGUGCCCAGGGACUCCCUGGGCCCCAAGGAGCCAUCGGACCUCCAGGAGAGAAGGGCCCUACUGGAAAGCCAGGUUUGCCAGGAAUGCCAGGAGCUGAUGGUCCACCGGGUCACCCUGGAAAGGAAGGGCCUUCUGGAGACAAAGGACACCAGGGCCCUGCUGGGCCUCAAGGACCCAUUGGUUAUCCUGGUCCCCGAGGCGUGAAGGGAGCCGAUGGGGUGCGCGGUCUUAAAGGAAACAAGGGUGAAAAGGGAGAAGACGGCUUCCCCGGCUUCAAGGGAGACAUGGGUAUCAAGGGUGACAGGGGUGAGCUUGGAUCAGCUGGACCCAGAGGAGAAGAUGGUCCUGAGGGGCCAAAGGGUCGUUCAGGUCUCCCAGGAGAUGCUGGUCCUCUUGGCCCAACUGGUGACAAGGGUAAACUUGGAGUUCCCGGGUUGCCAGGAUACCCAGGAAGACAAGGACCAAAGGGAUCUCAGGGUUUCCAAGGUUUCCCUGGUGCCAACGGAGAGAAAGGAACUCGGGGAACAGCAGGAAAGCCUGGCCCACGCGGACAAAGAGGACCAACAGGGCCUCGGGGAGAGAGAGGACCAAGAGGACCAACAGGAAAAGCUGGACCAAAAGGUAACUCAGGAAAUGAUGGCCCACCAGGACCUCCCGGUGAGAGGGGUCUGCCAGGACCUCAGGGACCAACAGGUUUCCCAGGACCAAAGGGCCCUCCUGGACCUGCAGGGAAAGAUGGACUGCCUGGACAUCCCGGACAGAGAGGAGAGACUGGAUUCCAAGGCAAGACUGGCCCUCCUGGUCCUCCAGGUGUGGUUGGACCUCAGGGACCAACAGGUGAGACUGGACCAAUGGGAGACCGGGGCCACCCUGGACCCCCAGGCCCACCUGGUGAACAGGGUCUACCUGGAGCUGCAGGAAAAGAAGGCGCUAAGGGUGACCCCGGCCCUGCUGGCCCAGCAGGUAAGGAUGGUCCUCCCGGGCCAAGAGGUUUCCCUGGAGAGAGAGGUCUGCCUGGCCCUGUGGGGGCUCAUGGUCUGAAAGGGAAUGAGGGUCCUCACGGCCCACCUGGCCCUGCUGGUUCUCCUGGUGAGCGUGGUCCAGCUGGCCCCGCCGGACCUACAGGUCUACCUGGACGUCCUGGCCCCCAGGGACCUCCAGGCCCUGCUGGAGAGAAAGGCGGACCGGGAGAGAAAGGACCUCAAGGCCCAGCUGGAAGAGACGGUAUUCAGGGACCUGUGGGUCUGCCAGGACCUGGUGGACCUCCUGGACCACCUGGAGAGGAUGGAGACAAGGGAGAGCUUGGAGAGCCAGGCCAGAAAGGAAGCAAAGGUGACAAAGGAGAACAUGGUCCACCUGGUCCUACUGGACCUCAAGGACCUGUUGGAGCACCCGGUCCUGCUGGAGCAGAUGGUGAGCCUGGACCCAGAGGUCAGCAGGGUCUGUUUGGCCAGAAGGGAGAUGAAGGAUCAAGAGGAUUCCCCGGACCUCCUGGCCCAGUUGGGCUGCAGGGCUUGCCUGGUCCACCUGGUGAAAAAGGUGAAACUGGAGACGUUGGUCAAAUGGGUCCACCUGGCCCACCUGGUCCCAGAGGCCCUUCAGGACCCCCAGGAGCCGAUGGCCCUCAGGGACCUCCUGGUGGUAUUGGAAACCCUGGUGCUGUUGGAGAAAAAGGAGAUGCUGGUGAAACAGGAGAGCCAGGUCUUCAGGGAGAACUUGGCCCACCAGGUCCAAGAGGAGAGCGAGGUGAGAAGGGAGAGAGUGGUCCCGCUGGUGCAGCUGGACCUCCCGGCCCCAAGGGUCCCCCCGGAGAUGAUGGUCCCAAAGGCAGCCCAGGUCCAAGUGGUUUCCCCGGAGAUCCUGGUCCACCUGGAGAGCCUGGUCCAGCUGGUUUAGAUGGUCCACCUGGUGACAAGGGAGAUGACGGAGAAGCUGGUCAGGCUGGUUCCCCUGGUCCCACUGGAGAGUCUGGUCCCUCUGGACCACCAGGAAAGAGAGGCCCCCCUGGAGCAGCAGGACCUGAAGGUAGACAAGGAGAGAAGGGAGCCAAGGGAGAGCCUGGAAUGGAAGGUCCCCAAGGAAAGACAGGUCCUGUUGGUCCUCAAGGAUCACCUGGCAAGCCCGGUUCUGAAGGCCUCAGGGGUAUCCCUGGCCCAGUUGGAGAGCAAGGUCUACCCGGUCCUCCAGGCCCAGAUGGACCUCCCGGACCUAUGGGUCCUCCAGGUUUACCCGGUUUGAAAGGAGACUCUGGUAUCAAAGGAGAAAAGGGCCAUCCGGGUCUUAUUGGUCUUAUUGGACCCCCAGGUGAACAGGGAGAAAAGGGUGACAGAGGUCUUCCUGGUCCUUCAGGAUCAUCUGGUCCCAAAGGAGACAAUGGUAUCGCCGGUCCAUCUGGUCCACUCGGUCCCAUCGGUCCUCCUGGAUUACCCGGUCCUCCUGGUCCCAAAGGAGCUAAAGGGUCAUCGGGUCAAACUGGACCAAAGGGAGAGACUGGUACACCUGGACCUCCUGGCCCUCCUGGUCCUCCUGGCGAUGUCAUCCACCCACUCCCCAUGCAGGCUUCCAUGAAAGGCAGAACGCGUAGGAACAUCGACGCCAGCCAGAUGGUGGACGACGAAGCCGUAGACGCCAACUACAAAGACUACGACGAUGGCAUGGAGGAAAUCUUUGGCUCACUCAACUCCCUUAAGCUGGAGAUCGAGCAGAUGAAGCACCCGCUGGGCACACAGGGCAACCCCGCUCGUACCUGCAAGGACCUGCAGCUGUGCCACCCUGAUUUCCCUGAUGGUGAGUACUGGAUUGAUCCAAACCAGGGCUGCUCUCGGGACUCCUUCAAGGUUUACUGCAACUUCACAGCAGGUGGAGAGAGCUGCAUCUUCCCAGAUAAGAAGUCUGAAGGGAGCAAAAUGGCAAAAUGGCCCAAAGACUCGCCAGGCACAUGGUAUAGUCACUACAAGAGAGGUUCCCUGCUCUCCUACGUGGAUGCAGAGGGUAACCCCAUCGGCGUGGUCCAGAUGACCUUCUUGCGUUUGCUGAGCGCUGCAGCCAGACAGAACAUGACAUACAACUGCUACCAGUCGGUGGCCUGGCACGACCUGGAUCGGGACAACUACGACAAGGCCAUCCGCUUCCUGGGCUCCAACGAUGAGGAGAUGUCUUACGAUAACAACCCCUACAUCCGCGCCGUCGUGGAUGGAUGUGCGUUGAAAAAGGGCUAUGAAAAGACAGUACUUGAGAUCAACACACCAAAGGUGGAGCAGGUGCCAUUUGUGGACAUCAUGUUCAACGACUUUGGUGGCUCCACGCAGAAGUUCGGAUUCGAAGUGGGCCCUGUCUGUUUCAUCGGCUAAGACUGUUUACUGAGCAAAUGGAGAAAAAAGCAUAUUUUUUGUUUUCUCAGAAAGAAAAAAACAAUUGAAAAAGAAUAGGACAAUUCUAUUUGUAAAAAAGUAACAUUUUCCAUAAAGCAACAAGUAUGAGCAAAAUGAAAUCAAGUUGAGAAUACAGUGAAAUUCUAUAGGAAUAGAGGAAAAUGAAAUAAGAGCAACCUUGAAACCUCAGUGUGCCUUCUCCAUCACAUGCAAGUUUUGAAACUGGAUGUCAGAUCCUGCCUCUUACACAACACACUCGCGCACACACGUACACGAUUCUAGCCCCAUGUCAUCACACAUGAUUUAGAUGGUUUAUGUCCCAAACAAUGAAGGCGACCCUGAGAGCUGCAGCCGUUCCAGACGGUCGCUGCGCUUGCCAUGGACUCCAUCUGAUUUGGCUCUUUUCUUUCUUUAGUUCUGAUCUCAUGUUUUCCCUCAUCUCUCUGGCUUUUUCCACUUGUCUUUUUGUUUGGUUUGUUUGCUCAUUCACUAUGGGAGCUUUGUUUGUGCAUAAUUGUCUCCCCAUUCUCUUGGAAUGGAUCUUAUAUAUAAAUAUAUAUAAAUAAUUUUUAUGUUUGUAAGUACAUUCUGUAUAUUUUUCCUGGUAAUGUUUAUUGCUUCUGGCUUCAAAACAUGCAUGUGACUUUACUAAUUGUGAGGUAGGAGACGAUGGAUACAGGGAUAACAUCUAAAUUGUAGAAAUAUUUUGGACGUGAGGAAAUUCGACUUGUAAAUUGAAAAACAAAACAAAAAAUCAGGAAGUCCUGUCUUGUUGCAGUUGUGGAGCACACCUUGUUGUAAUUUAAGAACAGAAUGGAAAUAAAAGACGAAAACAAGCUCUGUGAUAUUAUGUGACAGUUGAUUUGCAUAACGAACAAGGAAAAAAAAGAAAAAAAGAAAUACAUUCCUCCUCUUGUGCUCUCUGAACAGAUCGCCUUUUUUGGUGGCAAAAUUUCAUUAACUUAAUAAACAGCUUAUAUUUUUUGUUGCUCAAAUACUCAUCUGUCCGACUAUGCAUUGGGAGAUGAUGUCACAUUUUAAUGAAAACACAAAGAAAUCAAAACCUAGGUGCUAUUUUCUCUCUUCUGUGGUGCUAUGUAUUUUUCUAGUUUGUGUUGUUUGAAUGAAAGGAAAUUUGUGGUGAGAAUAUUCCAUCAACAUCUGCCCCUUGACUCUCUUGUCCACCACGUCUGACGCAGGUGGAUCUUUGCUGCAUCCAUUUUUUGUUUUUUGUUUUUUUUGUUUGUUUUUUUUAUGUUCAGCAGUGGUGUUUGCAUGCCAUUUCUCUACAUAUCCAUUUACCGAUCGGUGCAGCAUGUCAGCGUAUGUUAUCUUCUGCUUCAGCGGACCACGCAGAUAAGAGUCCCACACUUGUACCAAAAGUUGGAAUAACAAGAGGAAAGUUAAGGUGGUGCUGUUGGCUUUGCAUAUCAUUGCUCUAAGAUGCUGCAUUUUGGCUCUUGCUGUUGGAUCAUCACAUCAAACUGAUGGAAGUUGAGAAGCGGACAUGUUGUGAUUGGGCCAAAACGUCCAAAGGGAUAUUGGUCCAAAAAGGGCAAAAAAUUGUUUGGUGUAUGAAACCCUAAACCCUUCCACCAAAGGUGUUCACGUAUAUAUUUAGCUUUAAGUGCCAUGGUGGCUUAAAAUCUAUUUUUUUUUGUAUGGGAAACAACUUGAAAAGUACUUUUUUCUUGAUUUAAUCAGAGUAGAGGAAGGUCACCAAGGUAGACAGAUGAAAGAGUCUGCACAUGCAGCAUCAAAAAAAUUGCUUGUCAGUCUACUAUUUUUGCCCUUAUUUGUAAUUAUGCUCUUUGUUCAAACUAUGCACUCUCUAUGCUUAUGACCACUAGUAUCUACCACAGAAUUUUUACAGCCCUUCAUACGUAGGUUUGUUUUGUUUCCGUUUUUUUUGUUUUCUUUCUUCAAAUAUGUGACUUGAACCAUUUUCUGUUAAGAUAACUCAAUAUGCUUGUAGAUCUUUGGCUUUAUUUUUCAUUGUGAUGCAGUACACCCAAAUUUAAUACUUUGCUCUCAAUAAUAAUAAAAAAAAAGGACGAACAAAUUUUUGUAAAUUUCCAGAACCAGCAGUGGUGCUGCCUUUGUUUUUUUUUUUUUUUGGUUUUUUUUUUUUUUUGGUUUUGUUUUAUUUUAUUUUUUUUUUUUUGUAGAUUUUCCGUUUGUCUGUCUGUUUGUUUGUUUUCACAGUCUUGUCAAAAACCUGUGUAAGGAUAAGAGGAUAGAAGAUAUAUUGGUUUUUAUGUCAAUAAAUUCAAGUUUACUGUGGCCAUCCACUCUUGUAUGUCUUUUGAAGCAUUAAAACCUAUCUGUAUGCAUGAAA